This is a messenger RNA of Quercus lobata, 1568 nucleotides long. RefSeq names its product ankyrin repeat-containing protein BDA1-like. The transcript is spliced from 2 exons. Gene Ontology annotation, molecular function: protein binding. The record is from RefSeq and is a predicted model, not a curated record. Lineage: Eukaryota; Viridiplantae; Streptophyta; Magnoliopsida; Fagales; Fagaceae. The coding region runs from base 1 to 1419 and encodes 472 amino acids.
AUGGAUGAGAAAAUUGAGAAGUUGAAGCAGGUUGCUCAACAUGGAAAUAUUGAUGCCUUUUACAUGUUAAUUCGGGAGGAUGUAAAGCUUUUGGAGGCUAUUGAUGAGCUGCCGUUUGUUGAUACUCCUUUACACAUAGCCGCAUCAGUUGGGAACAUCCCGUUUUCCAUGGAGAUGAUGAGAUUAAAGCCAUCACUUGUCAGCAAGCCAAAUCUAGAUGGAUUUAGCCCUCUUCACCUUGCUCUUCUAAAUGGGAAAAUUGAGAUGGUGCGUAGGCUUCUACAGGUCGAUGGGGACCUUGUCCGUGUGAAAGGAAAGGAAGGUAUCACCCUUUUGCAUUUUGCAGCAGCGAUAGAUGAUCACCUUGAUCUAUUAGUUGAAUUUCUAUCAGUUUGUCCCCAUUCUAUUGAAGAUGUGACAAUUCGAAACGAGACUGCUCUACAUAUUGCUCUAAAAUUCAACAAUUUGGAAGCUUUUAAACUCUUGGUGGGAUGGCUCCGACAAAAUAGGUCUAAAAAUGCCAUGUUUUGGGAGAGGAAAGUUUUAAACUGGAAGGAUGAUGAAGGCAACACUGUAUUGCAUGUUGCAGUAUCCAAAAAUCAACCCAAGGCAAGCUCUCUUCAUUACUCAAUUUACAUACUAAAGAAAAAUGAUUCACUGGCUUCACGACAUUUACACAUGCAGGCUGUGAGUCACUUAUUAGCUUCAACAUAUGAUGUUGAUGUAAACGUUAAGAAUUUAGAGGGUAAAACAGCAAGGGACAUCUUGCAAGGAUCAGAACAAACACAAGCGGGCAGAAAGAUCAAGGUUAUGCUACACCGUGCUAAAGCCUUAAAAGCUUCAUCUCUUCCUAAAGUUACUUCUUAUGCAGAUUACUUAAGGCCCAAAGUCGGUCGUCGUGAGAAGUUUCGAAUACGCCGUACUCGUGAACAGCAUACAAUAUCAGACGAGCGGCGCAAUGUGCUUUUGGUGGUUGCUACACUGCUUAUGAUAGUGACUUAUCAAGGAAUACUCAGCCCUCCCGGGGGACUUUGGCAAGAUGACUACAAUCCUGGAACCAAUGAGUCCAACACCAUAGCACCGAACGGCAAAAUUAAUACUACUCUUCAUUCACAGGAAGCAGGGGCUGUCAUAGGUUCUAGAAAAACCUCUUUUGGGUUUUUCAUGCUGUUAAAUUCUGUGACAUUUAUGCUUUCAUUCACGAUUAUAUUUCAGCUCAUUCCAUCUGGGUAUUGUUAUGUGAUGUUCCAAGCAGCCCUUUGCUUCCUAUAUUUUUGCUAUUUGGCUUCAUUGACAGUCAUCAAGGCUUCAACUGGGACAGGUGGUUUUUUAAUUUCUGGUUCUGCCCUGCUUUAUAAUAUCGUGGUACGAAUGGAAUUAACUAAUUGGAGAAGAUGGUGGCACAAGGCUAGUCAAUAAAAGACUGUAAGGUUCAAUGCUAAGGGGUCUCCCGAUUCGUUCCUGGAAGAGGAAAAGUAAUUAGUGGGGAUACCUCAAUGUUGGGCUAGAAGAGCUACGUACCUCAACUCAAUGAGAAUAGAUGGAAAACAUAAAGCUGUAUGCAUCGC